Molecule: messenger RNA, 1898 nt
Organism: Aspergillus calidoustus
Lineage: Eukaryota; Fungi; Ascomycota; Eurotiomycetes; Eurotiales; Aspergillaceae
Source: the annotation of a GenBank genome assembly
AAUUGAGAUGAUCAACUCUUGUUGGUCUCUGGUCCCCGCUUGUUUUGGGGAUUUUCAGCCUGGGUAGAUCACCCCAAGGUCUCGCGCCUUUAGACAGCCUGUGAUACCAACGGCGAGGUACUGAUAUCGUGGCCAAGAAAGUAGUAGGUACCAGUACUCCAUAUCAAAAUUGACAAGGUUUGCCUAGUUUUUCCCUUUUCUUCUCCUUCAUCGACUACACAUUUAGCAGGACUCCCCAUUGCUGGAAUCUGUUCAGAUUCCUAAUUGUCUCGUGCUGUCUCUGUUCCGGGAGUGUAAAGUGACUUAUACCAUAGUCUCUUUUAUACACUGACACCGUCCAACCCUCGAUUGUCAACUGCACCUUCGAGAUACAAUUAUGAUUCUGAUGAUCCCCUAGAUUUGUGCAACUUAUCAAGAAAUCUCUUGUGCAACAUUACUCAACUCCCAUCUCGAUUUUCUUGGCAGUUCUUGAAGGCCCAGCUUUAGGUCACCAUCCGCGUGUAUCAGGUUGGAGUACAGUUGAGCUCGCCACUGUACUGAAGCAGAUUUGAACCGGAAUCUCGGUAGAGAUGCCGGGACAAAGCGAACUCACACUUGAGCACCAGUGGUACAACCCAGCCAUGAAAGGUGGCAUACGAACCCUACCACCCGAAAUAGUUCUCCAGAUUCUAUCCUAUCUAUCCAUUCAAGAUUUGCUUGCUUUUGGCACAACUUGCCGCCCACAUCAUGCCUACCAUCUCGUUAGCCUCAAGCGUCUACGACUUGCUGUCUUCGAGAAGCGCGUGCACUCGAUCAUAGCCUCCUUACAGGCUGGGUGGUCAAGGCCCGACCAACUGGUCACUUUCUGGGACAAUGGUGACCAGGAAUCUAGCUACACAAUCUCAGUGGUCCGCCCACAGAGCAGGGCUUCAAAGGGCGAUUCAGGACGACGAACCUCAGCACAGGACAAACCACGCUCACAAGAGCAGAUGGUACGACUGCAGAACCAAAUAUUCACACGGGUAGUCCGGCGAUACGGACCGUCAUUACGAUACCUUGAAUUCAUGGCCUAUGACCUGAACCUAGACGGUGCGGCAGCGCUAGGCUCGAAGUGUCAGCAUACCCUGCGCCAUCUUGCUCUGCAGUUCGAGCAUCCAGUGAGAGGGUCUACGACAUGGCAUCAGCCUGCGCCGCCGAGCGAGGCGUGGAAUUCGCUCAUCGGCAUCGGAAGUCGAUGUAAGAGCGCUGGCCUGCAUAGCCUCGAGACACUUAUUCUCCGGCGGGCGGGGAUUACCCCGUGGCAGUUGAUGAUGCUUGUGAAACGGAAUCCACGCCUGCAGACCUUGAAACUGAGAACCUGUCGAGGGGCUCGCCCCGCGUUCUUGUUCUGGCUUGGCGGAGCCAAGAAUGAAUUUGAAGAGGUUGAGCGUUCUGAUGAGCAGACAGCCGCGCCUGGUGCAAAGCUCGAGGUCUUCUGGUUGGAACACUGCUAUAGACUUCUUGCGCACCCUAUCGACCAGGGCGGAAACCCACUGGAUGAUGAGCAGUGUGACGCGGGUUUCGAAUGGGUGCGAGGACUGAAAAGCUUACAGUCCUUAUCAUUUAGCGAAAGCGCAAACAUGCCGUCUAAACUAUUCGACCGAGCAAACAAGACAAUCUGGAAAAUUCCAGAUGUCGUCUUACCAUACUGUCUCUACGACGAAAACACUAGCAUAGCAGUGGAUCCUCGCUGGAAGUAGGGCAGGUCGUGAAAUGUGCUGUUUCUUUCUUGAAAGCGUCCGUCGACGAGUUUAUGACCGGUUAUGUAUGGGAUAUCAACCGAAAUGAUUUGACACUGUAAAUAAUGCUUCAUAAAUGGUACUGGAUCCAUGACCUUCCUCGUUUUAGGUUUGAAUGUCAUCUGGCUGGUCGUGGGAUUG